AUGUCUCUCUCGGACCCUCCUCGAAUCAACUCCAUCAGAAUCCUCCUCCUCAACCCCAACUCUUCCAUCGCCAUGACAAAGUCCAUGGAAGCAGCUGCCAACUCAAUAGCAACUCUGUCUCCAUCUGUCUCCAUCAGCACCUACACGGCCCCAGAGCCGUCUCCUGCCAGCAUCGACAAUGCCGAGGGCAUCCAGGCCAGCGUUGAAGCGGUGAUCAACGACCCAAACUUCAACUCUCGUCUCCAAUCUGAGGCCUACGAUGCUGUUCUCGUUGCCUGCUUCAGCGUUCACCCUCUGGUUAAACACCUUGCCAAUACCCUCAAGCCAGUUCCCGUAACAGGCAUCUUCGAAGCCAGCAUCCUGACUGGGUUGUCUCUUGUCCCCCUCGUUGAAGGGGAGCAGCUAAAAUGGGGCAUCGUGACAACGGGCGCCUUCUGGGAGGCUCACCUCGCCAACGGCGUUGCCUCUUUCCUGGGACAGACACCAUCUUCGGCAUCUGCAACAGGGUCCUCGAGCCUCAGUGACGGCAGAUUCGCCGGCGUCUUUUCCACCGGCCUCAACGCAGGGGACUUCCACACAAUCUCACAGGAGCAGAUCAGCGUGCGUCUCAGGGAAGCCACCAAGCGCCUGCUCUCCUCGGGAAACGUCACCUGUGUCGUCAUGGGCUGCGGUGGCAUGGGCGGCCUGCAAGACAUGAUCCGCACCAUCGUCGUCCAGGAGUACGGCCAAGACAGGGCUAGAGACGUCUCCAUCGUUGACGGAGUCCAAGCCGGAGUGCUACAGCUGCAGCAGACGGUGCUCAGCCGGCGAGUCUUUGGCGUCAAAUAGGCCGGGG
Trichoderma citrinoviride is the source of this 835-nucleotide messenger RNA. RefSeq lists its product as hypothetical. NCBI's taxonomy places the organism in Eukaryota, Fungi, Ascomycota, Sordariomycetes, Hypocreales, Hypocreaceae. The transcript has 2 exons. The record is from RefSeq and is a predicted model, not a curated record. Bases 1 to 828 code for a protein of 275 amino acids.